AUGGGGAUGCCACCACCUUCGUUUCUCUGGUUGAGGACAGUUGUUGAGGAGCUAGAACUAGAACGGAACAGACUACAGGAGCAAAUCCUAAUGUUGGAGGAGCGCUGUCAGGACUUGGAGGAAAAAGCACAGCUCCGUACCAGAGUAGAGUUCCAUCAGAGUGAAUCCGAACGCUUGCAGAAUCAAUUGUCCCUUGUGCGAUGCCAGCAAAGCCGUGAUUCUGAGCAACACCAUAAUCUUAUUACCAAUCUAAAUGAGCAGUUGAAAGAAGUCAGCGACAAGAAAGACUUCUUGGAAAAUUCACUUGUAGAAAAAGAUAAAUUGUUGGCAGAAACCUCAGCAAAACUGCUACAGAUGGAUAAAUUGAAGGAAUCACUGGAAACCCAGAAGAUAAUUAACCAAGACCUUACAGUAAAGCUAUUACAAACUGAAGAAAAUGUAAGUGUUCUAACGUGGGCAAAUACAACGAUGUAA
Rhincodon typus (whale shark) is the source of this 474-nucleotide messenger RNA. RefSeq names its product dynein heavy chain, cytoplasmic-like. NCBI's taxonomy places the organism in Eukaryota, Metazoa, Chordata, Chondrichthyes, Orectolobiformes, Rhincodontidae. The record is from RefSeq and is a predicted model, not a curated record. The coding region runs from base 1 to 474 and encodes 157 amino acids. The transcript has 4 exons.